CCGUAUAUGGUAUUCCGCUUAUUCCCGAAACGUUCCUGGCGUCUAUGUCACCGAAAGCCAAUAUUCAAUAUUCAAGAUCUGAACGACUGCAUCUAAAUCAAGACAACACAACCAAAAUAAAAAAUAACCACAGUACGGACCUCCGCAAUGUAAACCACGGAACGAUGGUUAUACGAACCUGGCCAUAAAUAAGCUCGACAGCCUCACAACUUGAGCCCUCCUCCCAAAAACGACCGCCGAAGAUCCCGACCCAUCCUCACCAUGCCUGCCAUCACCGUCAUCUCAGCAGGAGCGAUGGGCUCCGCAAUAGCCAAACGCCUCGUCCAGUCCGGAUGCACAGUCUACACCAACCUCGACAACCGCUCCCCCGCAGCCCACCAACGCGCCCUCGACGCAGGGAUGAUAAACCUCCCCUUCGAAACCCUCCUCUCCAAAUCAAACUUCAUACUAAGUAUCGUGCCUCCAGGAGAAGCAUUCGCGUUCGCGCAAAAGAUUCGCAAUACACUCGGCGCCCAUUCUGGUUCCGCCCUUCCCCUGCGCGCUUUUGUCGACUGUAACGCUGUGAACCCCGAAACGGUGAAACGCAUCGGGGGACUGUUUAGUGGGACCCCUGUGGGAUUCAUCGAUGCGGGGAUCGUAGGGACACCGCCGCGAGAAGGAUGGGAUCCCACUUUCUACGCCUGUUCGGAACCAGGAACACAAGACGUGUUGGAGGAGUUUGCUGCGUUGUCCCAGUACGGGCUUAAAGUAUCGCUGUUGAAAGGCGAAGGUGCUGGGAUAGGCGAUGCGAGUUCUUUGAAGCUUUGCGAGUCUAUGAUGAAGAAAGGCUCUAUAGGCCUCUUCAUGACGAUGAUGCUGACCGCCCAUCGCUCCUCACCAGCAACAGCCAACGCCCUAAUGAAAGAACUCAGCAUCUCCCAACCAGCCCUAAUGUCCAGACUUAUUCAAACAGUCCCAGAAGGAAUUCCCAAAGCCUACCGAUUCGUAGCAGAGAUGGAAGGCCUCGCAGAAUUCGUAGGAGGGGGAGAAGCAGAUGUCUUUAUGGGCUUCGCGAGAGUGUUUGAGAAAGUGGCGGGGUCGCUUCAGGGUGAUGGGGUCGACGUCGAGACGUUGAGGAGGGGCGUGGAGCAGGCUUUGGAGUUGCAGGGGACGUCGAAGUAGGCAUUGGAUUUAUCUCCAGUCCAGGAGGGGGUUCAUUGAGUGACGGCGUGCUUGGACGAUUUUAACUAAAGGACUCAUCAAUCAAUGAGAAGUUUUGCUCAACGUGCGUUCCAAAGUUUGUGGGCGAGGCUACACUCAAUCGACCAGUGGGAAUCCCGAUCACAAACUUGCAGAUAUCGUACGUCAGACAUGCAUGCACAUAAGUUCAAGAUGCGAGAUCGAUAGAAGAACUGACAGCGGACACUCAGAU
Molecule: messenger RNA, 1411 nt
Organism: Suillus fuscotomentosus
Lineage: Eukaryota; Fungi; Basidiomycota; Agaricomycetes; Boletales; Suillaceae
Product: 6-phosphogluconate dehydrogenase C-terminal domain-like protein
Exons: 3
Coding region: 262-1161 (299 amino acids)
Molecular function (GO): NADP binding; oxidoreductase activity, acting on the CH-OH group of donors, NAD or NADP as acceptor
Source: RefSeq, a predicted model, not a curated record